Plasmodium fragile is the source of this 4728-nucleotide messenger RNA. RefSeq lists its product as uncharacterized. The record is from RefSeq and is a predicted model, not a curated record. Gene Ontology annotation, biological process: peptide catabolic process; proteolysis. Gene Ontology annotation, cellular component: cytoplasm. The transcript is spliced from 10 exons. The coding region runs from base 1 to 4728 and encodes 1575 amino acids. Gene Ontology annotation, molecular function: zinc ion binding; metalloaminopeptidase activity; peptide binding. NCBI's taxonomy places the organism in Eukaryota, Apicomplexa, Aconoidasida, Haemosporida, Plasmodiidae.
AUGAGAUUUAAAGCGCGCUAUGUUAACCUAGGUGUACUACUCCUGGUGUUUUUAUUUUGCAUGAACAAAUGUAAGGGGUACAUUCUGAACAUAAAUGUUGUGGAUAAGGAUGACCUGUUUAUUUUUUUGUACAAAAAUGAGCAUUUGUUAGCGGCCAGUUACUACAAUUUUAAGCCGUCGUAUUUUUUCUCCGUCGAGGAAGGCGAAAUAAACAUUGACAUGACAAUUGACUUCCGGGAGAACAAACUGGUGAAGAAAAAAAACAAAAACCAAGAAAUAUUGGCAAAGGCAAAUAAAAACUCCAUUAACAUUCUGAACAACUUCAAUGUGGACAGAGAGUAUUUUCACAAAAAGGGAGUCACAACGAGCGAGGGAGACACAAAGGAGUCUCCUACCCUCACCAACGAAACAUCGAGCUCGGAGUCGCACACAAAUGAGUAUAUUCAAAAUGAAGGAAGUACAGGGAGGAGCAACUACAAGUCGAAUAAUCUUUUCCUUGUUCUGAUAACGGCGGACCAAUGGCUCAAUUACAUUAGGAUGAAGAACAAACUCGAGCCGUCCUUAAAGAACGAGGAGAAUUAUAUUUUUACGUCUCAUUUUAAUUGCAUUAAAAGAUACCCAUUAGAGGAAGGCACCAUAAAAAAAAAAAUACAAAUUACCCAAAAGAACAGAUAUAUGUUGUUCCUAAUAAAUAAUAAUAAAUUAAAAAUUGACUUGAAAGGAAAUAUCAUUUUUUAUGAUUACAGGACAAAACAUUUGUCUCAUGAUUUUCAGUUCAUUCCAAAUGUGCUUUACCUGACCACUUACAUUUUGCUAGUUUUGGUUGUCAUUCUUACAUUAUAUUUUAUUAAGUACCGAGAGAAGACGGACAUUUUUAUGAUCCUCAAUAUGUUUUUUUUCCUCCUCUCCACAUAUUUUAAUUAUAAAAAUGUGAACUUCAUUCGGGAAUGGGGUUACAUGUACCUUUAUUUCUGGGUGUCGGCAAACAUUUUCAAGAAAAUUCAAGAAAUAAUUUCCUUCAUCAUAUAUCUGCAGGUCUCCCUGGGUGACAUGUACAUUCGAAGUCACCUAAGCCGAAUAGAGAUUCAGUUCAUGAUUUGUUUUUCCGUCAUAUCAUUUUAUACGGGCAUAUUUGAAAUAUUUCUGGGGAACUUCCAGGCCCCGCGAUACAUACUACAAGCCUUCGCCUAUCUGUUCAUCUUCAUUGCGAUUAACUUCACGUCGACGUUCCUUUCGGCCCGCCUAUCAGAAGAAAACUUAUCCUUUCACGUCGCAGAGCUGUAUAAGAAAUAUGACAUUUAUAAAAAAUAUCGAGUCAUAUUCUUUGCCGUAAUUCUGAAGCCCAUUUUGUUGAUUGUCUACAAAGUCCUGUGCCUGUCGCCGUCGAAUAUCGACCUGUACAGUUCGCACGAAUUUUUGUAUGUGUUUUUUGACAUCACCUUCGACAUUGUUUUAUAUGUCAUAACGCACCUGUACCAUUUGAGACAGACUAGCACGGCGAAUACCCUCUUGACCCCGUUAAUGUACAAACUCCAUUUUCAUUUUCUAAAACUGAGGCGUACGUUGAAAUAUUUAGGAAAAUGUGUAAUAUACUAUGCAAGCUCUUUGGGAAGGAGAAAAAGAAUUCAGGUUUACGCUGACACAGAUCAUCUGAGAAUCCUCCACUUGGCUUUAAUUUCGUCCUGCGGUAAAGCCAUCCAAAUUGAGAAGAUUGAAGUGAAAAAAAAAAAAAAAAAUUUUUACAUUCAUUUGAAAGAGCGCACAAAGAUAGGUGUAUACAAAUUGGUCAUUUUCUUCUACUACCAAAAUGGGGAAGAAAAAACGGAAGGCAUUUACGCCACCAGUAAUAGAAAAUUAGUGAGGAAGAAAAAAAAAUGUUGGGUGACCGCUGCUUCUGGGGGGAAAGACCCUACCGUGGAGGGACACAAAGAGAAGGGAUUUUAUUUUGUUCUUCCAAAUGAUGAGGCGAAAAUUUUCCAUUUUCAUUUUAAAAAGGUAAAGUUUGAAUGUAGAAGGAGGUACACAUAUAUAAAUACGUUUUGCGAAUACUUUUACCUCCCUCUGGUAUUUCCAUGUCUGGUGUACAACAACCAUAAGGCAAAAUUUAGGCUCAAGGUUUCGUUUGAAAUUGAGCUAAUUGGAGGAAGCGCGGUUGAGUCAAGAUGGGGUGAGCCCCCAAUAAGAACAGGGGUGAACUUUUCUUUUACAAAUGACAAGCACAACGAUAAAAAGGCACCCACAGGGAGAAACACCCCUGUCCGUGUUGUAAGCCCAUCACAUUUGGUCGUCACCAAUAGUAGGCUCAAGAGGGUGUAUUACAGCCAGGAAGGCGGCGGACUCUACUCUUCACUUUGGAAGCAUCUCCAGGGGGGGGCAAAGAGGCUGUGCAGAAUCGCUUCUCAAUGGAGGAGCACAGGAACAUUGCGUGCGACUCUCUCAAUGAGCAAUGCGGCGAAAAAAAAGCACAGACUACACUCCCCAAGUGGUGGGGGGCAUGCGAAAACACGAUGGGAGUUGUACCAGCUGAGUAAGCGGCGGAAAAAACUCGCCACAACACCAACUGCAGGAACGAAAUUGAUAACGUACCAGUUUUGCGAGACGAGCAAAAUUGCCACCUACACAUUUUGCCUGUUCGCCGGUUUAUACAAAAAAUUAGAAUUGAAGGUGAAAAGCAUUUCCGUUUUUAUAUACAUGGAAAAGGGAGGACCUACACAAAGUAGUCAUGGAAAAAGCAGACAGGACUUUUUCGUGCACGUGGUGAAAGAAACACUAAUGAUGUAUUUGAAGAUACAUGUCUUCCGUGCCAAGUUGGAAGAGAGUAAGUUCAUCCAGUUCAUGAUUGUAAACACGUAUAAAUAUGCAGGGGAGGAAAAUCACAACUGUAUCACUUUGUUGAUCUCGCUGGUUGAGGGAAGUACACCCUGUAGAGAAGAUAGAAAUAAUGUGAAGGUAGACUUUUACCAAAAGGUUUCAUUAGUCAAACUAAUUGUGCACGAAAUUUUUCACUCCCUCUGGGGAAACUGCUUGUAUUUUAAAAAGGCAAAAUAUUUAUGGCUCAAAGAGGGACUUAGCAGAUACUACGAAUUAAGAUUGUGUGAGUUUGUUUUAUCUAAAUUUAGUAAAUUUGCUUGUUGUAGGUGGAAAUUAACCCUGUGGUUUACUCUUGAAUAUCAUUUUUAUGUCCUCCUUGUGGACACUCUGAACGUGUAUAACCACGCUUUGGACUUUGCAACAGGUGGAAAAAGAAAAUGCAGAGAAGAAAUGUACGCGAAGGAUAUUCACCAUUUUUAUAAUGCACUAACUUACAACAAAGGAAUGAACCUUUUCAAAAUUAUAAGCGUCAUAACGCGACCCUACUUUUCCCUCAUCAUGAAUUUACUCUUUUACACAUUUUACAAUCGUUCCAUAAAUUUUAGAAAAUUUUUUAAAUUCUUUCACUUUUUUUUUCGCCUUUUUCAUGUGAAGCCAUUUUUUCUCAACCGCAAUGGGUAUGAAAAGUGUGCACGUGCUGUGAAGGCACUCAUUAGAAGGAAAAGAAAAUUCUCAUAUCGUCAACACGAUCGAGUUGUUGGUGGGGCGCUGAGGUCUACGCUCCGGAGGGGGCGCGUACAACGUGACAAAGCAGAACAGUGUGCGAGCCAGGAGACAGUGUGUGGCGCUUUCUUUACCCACCUUUUGAGCUCCUUUUUGAAGCGCCCCUUUAAGAAGCGCUUCCAGGCCUACUGCAUAGAGGAGGCUAUCAAUCAUGGAAGCAGGCCAAUCCGAAGUUCAAAAUGGAAGAGAGCUUGUGGGGUAAGGAUAUACAACAGAGGAAGAAAAAACAGAAGAGAGAAAAUAACAUCAUGGGGGAGCGUCCAGUCACCAACCUUCAGAAAAAUACCUCAAAAGGCGGUCUCUUCCAAAACAGAAGCCACUUCCAAAAAACGCAGUUACCCCUUGGAGGAGAUAGUGCAAACAUACAUAAAAGCAGUUGGGCCGCCUAAAAUAUUUUUGAAGUUUUUUAAAAAUAAAAAUAAAUUACUCAUAACGCAGAAGCAUUUCUACUAUGACAAUUACGAGCAGACAUUUAAAGAGACGCAUGUGCUUUUCCACGUGCCACUUAUUUUCACGGUGGGACGUAAAGUGUACAAGGUGCUUUUAACGAGGAGGUAUGCCCUGAUAGAUGUUCUAAGGGAAAAUGAAAAAGACCUUUGUGAAACAAAAACGAAUCAAUUAAAUGAUGAUCAAAAAACAUUCACCAUGAAUUCAAGAAAUGUCUCGUACUUUUCUUUCCACUUUGUUGAUAUAUUUUCUUUUGAAUUUAUUUUAAAUUCGAUAAAGCAUAACCUAUGUCGUAAGGCGGACAUAAUUCACGUAAUCACAAAUGUUUUUCUGGGUCUUUUGGUACGCCUAAAUAGUUUGAAGCAGGUGCGGCAUUUAAACUCUUUGAUUUCUAGGCAGGUGUUCUUGUUGUACAAACUUUUUAAAGAAACGAGACACACAAAGGGAGAAGUGCACACCGUUGGGAUGAUCCUAUGCGAGGAAUUCUUCAAGUGUUAUGCCCAUUUUAGCUCACACUUCACCAAAAUUGAAGACCGGAAAUUGAAGAUAGAAAUAAACAGGGAACUAAGAUCCUGCGAAGAGUUCAAUUAUCUGCGUGACGAAGUUGAAUUUGUAUUUAAAGACUUCAGGAAUUACUUGUCCAAGAUUUUUUUUUUCUACAAGGAAUCUAUCAGUGAGCUGUUGUGA